AUGUCGGCUGCUCAAAUGCAUCCAAAGAAGUUGUUAGAGAGUUUGAGUCAAAACCUUGAUAUGUUUGAGAAAAUGUUUGAAAAGUAUUUUGAUAAAGUAGAAAACUCUCUCGAUGAACCAUUCUCAAAAGAGGAGGCACAAGCUGAAUUUGCCAAAAUACAAAAACACUUCUACUCCUUGACUGGUGUCUUUGAUAGGUUUGAGUUGAAUGCCGUGUUUGUUUCUCCUCAAGAAUGUACACCAGAAGCGGCUUCCAAACGAGAAAAGGACAUUGAAGAAAAGAAACAACUCUUGAAAACCAUUGCCAAUAACACGGCAACCGUUCAAGAAUUAAUUUCAAAAUUCGAUUUGGUCAUGAAGGAGUAA
Messenger RNA from Naegleria fowleri, 366 nucleotides. RefSeq lists its product as uncharacterized. NCBI's taxonomy places the organism in Eukaryota, Heterolobosea, Eutetramitea, Acrasida, Naegleriidae. The transcript has 2 exons. The record is from RefSeq and is a predicted model, not a curated record. Bases 1 to 366 code for a protein of 121 amino acids.